This is a messenger RNA of Xylona heveae TC161, 2589 nucleotides long. RefSeq lists its product as hypothetical. Gene Ontology annotation, biological process: regulation of DNA-templated transcription. The coding region runs from base 1 to 2589 and encodes 862 amino acids. The record is from RefSeq and is a predicted model, not a curated record. Gene Ontology annotation, cellular component: Rpd3L-Expanded complex; Rpd3L complex; nucleus. The transcript is spliced from 2 exons. Lineage: Eukaryota; Fungi; Ascomycota; Xylonomycetes; Xylonales; Xylonaceae.
AUGGCGUCAAUAUCGGACGCGUUGAGCGAGAUCGCGCUUCAACCGCCUUCGGAUCCUGAUGCGCAGGCUACUGUCACUGACUUUUUGGAUUACACCGAAUACCUCCCUUCGGACCUGAUUCGAUCCUUGACUUUGAUUCGAAAACUCGACGACUCAUAUCUCUCUUCGACUGCUGAGGUCCACUCUCUCACCAAGGUCUAUGGAUCACUUCUCGAUACUCCCUCCGACACGCGCCCAGAUCCGCAGACCCUACGGACAUCAAUCUCACAGAACCUAAAUCAUGCGGUAAAUGCUCGCGAAUCGGCCUACGCAGAGUCGUCGAGAUUGUACGAUGUUGUUGAUCGGCACUACAAUCGUCUCACCAGCAUUAUCGCCAAACUGCAUUCGCUCCCCAAGCCACCAUCACGGGAUCCCACACCGGUUCCACAGCCAGUUUCCCCUCGGACCCAACGUUUGCGGGCUGGACCCGGGCGCAAGGCAGAUGGCGAAGCUACUCCGCCACCACGCAUUACACUACGACUGGAUGGUGCCAGGGUAACCGGAUCAAGCCGGCCUCCAGGAUCUGCAGGACGGCAAAAACAAAAGCAUAAAAAGGUCACAGUUCCAGGCGAAGUACUUCCUCCAAGGAAUCCAAACUCGCCGCCAUCAAGUACGGAUUCGGAAUGGGAAUCCGAACCCCCUUCCCCGGUUCCAAUUGCUACUUCUCGUGUAGGAGCCACUCCACUGCGGACCAACAAACCAGGAAAACCAUCACUGCGCGUUAAACUUUCCAAGCCACAAAAGCUUCCAAAGAUCAAACCGCCAAAGACUCCUCGGCCUCCUAGACCUCCCGGAAUGAUGGGUACAAAUGUUCACUCCAGCGUAGCAGGAAUAUCGUCAAGCAACGCACUGGCCUUACUCAAGCCUCCUCCGGAGAACGCCAUUCCUGGCAGCACCGACGCGCCGUGGAUGCGUCUGACCCCUUGGGAAAUGGCCAAACUUCGCAAGCGUAUGAAGAAGAACGCGAUCUGGUCACCCAGCGAGACAAUGAUUCGUCGAGAGCUGGCUGAGCGCGGCCGUGGACCUGAGAAUAGGCGUCUCGCCCAAGAGAGGGCUGCAGCCACUGGCGAGCCAUUCGUCGAUGAGUUGCUGGAUGAAGAAGUGACUGGCGAAGACGGUCACCGGGUGCUUGCGCCUGGUGAAAUCAGCGCAGGAGUCGGGGCUACCGACCUGCAACUCAGCAAUAGAGGCAUGAAACUCAACGAAGCCAAGAAACUCAAGAAAGAAAUCCUGGCUCGGGAACAGGCCGCGCUUGCGGCAGCGGAAGCCGAACAGGCUGCUCAGAGGUUAGCAGAGGCCGGAAGCGCGUUUAAAGACCUCUUUAAACAACCAGCUGACAAAGCUAGUGGUAGUAGCAGAAUCAGUGCUGGUGGGGUUACUGGGAAAGGAAAGGAAAAGGGGGGUAUCAAGGGCAAGACUAUCAGUGUGGAUCACCUGGCCAAAGUGCCCAUUCUUCAACCUGAAAAUGGUGUCAUGGUCGGAGAGGAAGACGAAGAAGAAGAAGAAGAAGAAGAAGAGGAAGAGGAAGACGAGGAGGGAGAAGAAGCGGAAGUAGAUGAACUGGCAGCCGAGGACGAGGUCAAAAAGUUCGAAGAUGUUGCAAAAGCUGCUGCUGCUGAUGAGGGCACGGUUUCUGUUUCCGUACCAGAUGAAACUGUCAAGGUACUACGAAAGAGAAAACGGCCUGGCAGCCCGGAAAUUAUCCUGGAAAGUGCAUCACCAGCUGUAGCCACCGCCGCUGCUUCCAGCACCACUGCAUCUCCCACAGUUGUUGCUGCCGCCGCAGAGGUUAUUAGCCCCAAGCGACUACGAAGCAACGCUCCAGCACCCAUCUCCACCACAACCAUAACCGUUCCUCUGACCACCCGCCCCUCCUCAUCCCGAGCAUCAACUUCCGCGCUCUCUUCCCCCACAGAUAUCAGGAAAAUCACCGCAGCCUCGUCCAAGCCGCGCCGCACAUCAGUCGCACCUCGCGCUGGAUCCGCCGAAGCAGCCAUGGCCCCCUCCCGCUCGCGAUCCACAGCACACACAUCUGCCGAACCCCCGGCUACCCGCGAACACCUCCGACGCGGCAGCAACGCGAGCCUCCCAACGCCCUCGGCAGAUGGCGCGGCCCCCAGUACCCGCCCCGCCACGCGCCGCAGCAAACGACCCGCUCCUGGCCCCGUGACGUCCAGCGCAGAAGGCGGAACCGCAGUCAGUGUCGGCAAACGUAAAGCCGCGCCGAAGAAGAAAGCUGCUGCUGCUGCCGAGGCAAAGAAGAAGGGCGGUGCUGGCGGUGCCGGCGCCGAGGAAAAGCCCGGCGAUGCCAUGGACUUUGCCGAAGAAAUUGAUCCCGAUGAGCCGAGAUAUUGUCUCUGCGGAGACGUCAGUUUUGGCACUAUGAUUUGCUGCGAGAAUAAUGAUUGCGAACGCGAGUGGUUCCACCUCGAAUGCGUCGGCCUCAACGAACCGCCCGGCCGCACAACGAAAUGGUAUUGCCCGGAUUGUCGCAAAAAGCUGGGUAUCGGCGAAAAGGGCCAGCCCAGCGCGAGUCGCAAGAAGAAGUAG